Prunus mume (Japanese apricot) is the source of this 3819-nucleotide messenger RNA. The record is from RefSeq and is a predicted model, not a curated record. Lineage: Eukaryota; Viridiplantae; Streptophyta; Magnoliopsida; Rosales; Rosaceae.
GGCAAACAGCCAAUUAGCCACAGAAGGUGGCAUUUCCACGGUUUCAGCAAACCUACACAUCUCCCUACGCUGCUGCCCUCCAUGAAUUGUACAUGAUCAUCAAACGUCACACGGUUAGUUUGAUGAUAAUUUCUGACAAAUUCGGCCAGCCCGGUCGGCUUUUUUAUUUUCAUCUUAGGCCCCUCGCUCAUUAUUAUUAUUUUUCGUUUUUAAACCCCAUGGCUAGAGAAUUUUAAUUUCAACCCACAAACCAAAACAACAAAAGAGGAAAAGCCCAAACGGAGAAAAAAAGGCGAGGAGAGAAAGAGUGCUGGUUAUGUCGGUUCAUUUGGGAAGCUGAAGAGCCUAAGAGGUAGAAGAAGAAGCAGAGCCACCCAGUAGCUGUAGUUGGGUGCUUGAUUGUUGAGUGGUCAGCCAUGCCUUCGCUUCAGCUGCUGCAAUUAACUGAGCAUGGCCGGAGUUUCAUGGCGUCGAGGAGGAAAACUUUACUACUUGCCACUGGUAUCGUGGUUGCUGGUGGGACUGCUGCAUAUGUUCAAUCACGGUUAAACCAUAAAAAGCAUGAUUCUCUUGGUUAUUAUAAUGGGCUGAAUGAUAAUGAAGAAACAACGGAGAAGGUCGUGAUGAAUGAUCAUAAGUUAAAGAAACCUCCACGAAAGAAAGGGGGAUUGAAGUCGCUUCAAGUUCUUGCUGCAAUUCUCUUAUCUGAGAUGGGCCAAAUGGGUGUGAGGGAUCUUUUAGCUUUAGUCUCUAUAGUGGUGUUGCGAACUGCUUUGAGCAACAGGCUAGCAAAAGUUCAAGGAUUUUUAUUCCGUGCAGCUUUCCUUCGACGCGUGCCAUUAUUUCUUCGACUGAUCUCUGAAAAUAUUUUAUUAUGUUUUCUUGUAUCAACCAUGCAUUCUACUUCAAAGUAUAUCACAGGGACCUUAAGUCUGCGGUUCAGAAAAAUAUUGACAAAACUUAUUCAUUCCCAUUAUUUUGAGAAUAUCGCAUACUACAAAAUGUCUCAUGUCGAUGGUCGGAUAACUAAUCCUGAACAAAGAAUUGCAAGUGAUGUGCCAAAGUUCUGUUCAGAGUUGAGUGAAAUUGUACAGGAUGAUUUGACAGCUGUCACUGAUGGUUUGCUUUAUACUUGGCGGCUGUGUUCUUACGCCAGUCCUAAAUAUGUUUUCUGGAUAUUGGCAUAUGUAAUAGGAGCAGGGGCCACGAUAAGAAAUUUUUCUCCUGCUUUUGGGAAACUAAUGUCCAAAGAACAACAAUUGGAAGGGGAGUACCGACAACUUCAUUCACGAUUAAGGACACAUGCAGAAAGUGUGGCAUUUUAUGGUGGAGAAAGUAGGGAAGAAUUUCAUAUUAAGAAGAAGUUUGAAACUCUGAUUGGGCAUAUGCGUGUUGUCCUUCAUGACCAUUGGUGGUUUGGCAUGAUUCAAGAUUUUUUAUUGAAAUAUCUUGGUGCUACAGUGGCUGUUAUACUGAUUAUUGAGCCCUUCUUCUCAGGCCAUCUGAGGCCUGACACUUCAACUUUAGGCCGCGCGGAGAUGUUAAGCAAUUUAAGAUAUCAUACUAGUGUCAUAAUUUCACUAUUUCAGUCUUUGGGAACUCUUUCUAUAAGUUCAAGGCGGCUUAAUCGUCUCAGUGGUUAUGCUGAUCGCAUUCAUGAAUUAUUGGCCAUAUCAAGAGAGCUAAGUGUGGUCAAUGGUAAAUCUUCUGGGAGCAGAAAUUGCUUUAGUGAGGCUGAUUACAUUGAAUUUGCUGGUGUCAAGGUUGUUACCCCCACGGGUAAUGUUUUGGUGGAUAAUUUGUCACUUAGGGUCGAAUCAGGAUCUAAUCUUUUGAUUACAGGUCCAAAUGGUAGCGGGAAGAGCUCACUUUUCCGAGUUCUAGGAGGUCUCUGGCCCUUGGUAUCUGGCCAUAUUGUGAAACCUGGUGUUGGUACUGAUCUCAAUAAAGAAAUUUUCUAUGUACCACAAAGACCAUACACAGCUGUUGGAACACUUCGGGACCAGUUGAUUUAUCCUCUUACUGUAGAUCAAGAGGUUGAACCACUUACACACAGUGGAAUGGUGGAGUUAUUGAGAAAUGUUGACCUCGAGUAUUUGUUAGACCGGUAUCCACCUGAGAAAGAAAUAAAUUGGGGUGAUGAAUUAUCUCUUGGGGAGCAACAAAGAUUGGGGAUGGCUAGACUUUUCUAUCAUAAGCCUAAAUUUGCAAUUCUUGAUGAGUGCACAAGUGCUGUCACAACUGAUAUGGAGGAACGUUUUUGUGCUAAAGUUCGAGCGAUGGGAACGUCAUGCAUUACUAUCUCACAUCGUCCGGCUCUAGUUGCAUUUCAUGAUGUGGUGUUGUCCUUGGAUGGUGAAGGUGGUUGGAGUGUUCAGUUCAAAAGGGAGGAUUCUCCUCUCCUUAAUGAAGGUGGGGGAAAUAUGAUGUUGUCUGAGACGACCCGACAGAGUGAUGCAAUGACGGUUCAACGUGCAUUUGCCACGACUAGAAAGGAUUCUACAAUCUCAAAUUCGAAGGCACAAUCUUACAUCGGUGAGGUGAUAGCAGUGUCUCCUUCCGAGGAUCAUAAUGUUACACAUCCAUUUGUUCCACAGCUCCAAAGGGAUCCUCGAGCUUUGCCAUUGAGAGUAGCAGCCAUGUUCAAAGUACUGAUUCCCACAGUUCUUGAUAAACAAGGAGCACAACUGCUUGCAGUUGCUUUUCUCGUGGUAUCGAGAACAUGGAUUUCAGAUCGUAUUGCUUCCUUAAAUGGAACCACUGUGAAAUUUGUUUUGGAGCAGGAUAAGGCAGCCUUUAUUCGUCUAAUUGGCGUUAGUGUUCUGCAGAGUGCUGCAUCAUCCUUCAUUGCACCUUCUUUAAGGCACUUGACAGCCAGGCUGGCUCUUGGGUGGAGGAUUCGUUUAACUCAACAUUUACUCAAAAAUUACUUAAGAAAUAAUGCAUUUUAUAAGGUAGCCAUACUGAAAUGUGAAAAAUCUUCUGAGCACACCAAUAUUCUAGACAUGCGGUUGAGAACUAUUCUGGAGAAUGUCCGAUUGAGUUAUCUUUUGGAAAGGGAAGAAGGUGGUUGGGAUGCUAAUCUGAAUUGGGAGGACACUCUCUCCCUUGGAGAACAGCAGAGAUUAGGCAUGGCACGCCUAUUUUUUCACAAGCCUAAAUUUGCCAUCCUUGAUGAAUGCACCAAUGCUACGAGCGUUGAUGUUGAAGAACAACUUUAUCGGCUCGCAAAAGACAUGGGUAUCACAGUUGUUACCUCCUCACAACGUCCUGCUCUAAUUCCAUUCCAUGCUCUGGAAUUACGGCUCAUUGAUGGCGAGGGUAACUGGGAGCUUCGUUCAAUAAAACAAUGAGUUCGCCAUGGUGGAAUUACAGCUUAUUUAUUGUGAGGGUAACUUCGUUCAAUAAAGCAAUGGGUUGACGGUGUUGGCAUCUGCAGCUAACCAUUUGUACAGUGUAAGAUGCUUUUAUUUUGGUGACUUACCAUUUGUAGUAUAUCUUAUAAGUCGCAAUAGAGGCAAGCUGGAGCGGGUUUUCCUAUCCAGAGAAAUUUAUUUAUCUUGGAGCGAGCUGUGUUACUUUGCUCCUACAUGACAAGUAGCCUGAAGGAGAAGCAGAUCUCUUCAUUUUUGUGUGCAAAUUACUGUCGAAUUGUGGACAAUAAGAUUGGAGCAUACAACACGGUAAUAAUCUCUGUAGGUUAAAGAAAUCUAGUAUGUACAGUUUUCCCCAAUUUUUCCCAACUUUUGGGUUGUAAGACUUCAUAAUUUAAUCAUAUUGAUGAGCCUCCAUAUAGAAAAAGAAAUGUGUAGGUUAUUG